Molecule: messenger RNA, 912 nt
Organism: Lachancea nothofagi CBS 11611
Lineage: Eukaryota; Fungi; Ascomycota; Saccharomycetes; Saccharomycetales; Saccharomycetaceae
Source: the annotation of a GenBank genome assembly
AUGAGUGACGCCCACGAAUUGGCCGCACUAAAUGUCCGCCACAAGGCUGGGAUUAACCAGAAUUCCCAGGAAACAACAGAGGCCUUCGCUGGCACAACUUUUAUUUCGGUCCUCGCAGACAAGUUCAGACGCCGCUUUGGGUUUGUUCGGACCGGUUUUCUGCCUGGACUUUUUGUUGACCAGACAUAUGUCUAUCCACUUUUGGGAUUCUUCAAAUUUUUAGUGACGCCGUCAUUUUGGUUGUACAGCCUUGUUCUAGCAUUUUGUUUUGCGUGUAUUUUUGUGACCGUGGCCGCCCUUUACUACUUCUUUAUACUUCCCAUUAUACUAGUUUGGGCCGUGGCUACGCUGGGACCUAUUGGCUUUGUCAUUGUUCACAUACAGUGGCUCUUGCAAUCGAAUGCAUUAGCGAUCACAUUGACAAAUAUUCUAAUAGCACCCGUUUUCGCGAACAGCAUCUUCGAUGCUGUCCUAGCCAAACUGGGGCAUGCAGAGUUCCUGGAAAAUGCGAAGAAAUUACCCGUUACUCCAUCAAAAGUCAUUUCAUGGAAGUCUCUUGAUUAUUGGUUAAUCGUGCUUCCCGGCAAGAUUAUAACUCUGAAGAUAAAAAUAGCUACCACUAUCUUUCUCAGCCUUCUUUCACUCAUACCUGUCAUUGGCCCCACACUCGUGAAUCAACUGCUAAGCCCCAAGAGAGGAUUUUCAUAUAGUCGAAGACUAUACGUUCUGAAGAAUUUGAGCAGCGGACAGAUAAAGGACAAGUUUUAUGAGCAUUUGGGUCAAUACACCGCUUUUGGAAUGAUGGCAGGCCUUUUAGAGUUGAUACCAGUGAUGUCAAUCAUUACGAUACCCAGCAAUCUGAUCGCGGGUGCAUUAUGGGCGUCAAAUGAACUGAACAAAAAUCAGACUUAG